Molecule: messenger RNA, 4058 nt
Organism: Monodelphis domestica (gray short-tailed opossum)
Lineage: Eukaryota; Metazoa; Chordata; Mammalia; Didelphimorphia; Didelphidae
Source: RefSeq, a predicted model, not a curated record
GGUGAACACCUUACCGUGUGGUGCACCGAUUGGCCGUUGGGAACGUGCACGGCAUCCCGUUGGGCCCUGCCUCCCAAGUGAAAGGAAGCCGGGCAGAGCAGCAGGAGGCGGGUUUGGACCUUGGACUGGGACUCUGCCCAGCCAUGGGGCCGCCCGGGCCUAGGGACACACAGGCCUUACUGGCUUUUCAGGACCCGCCAAUGGAGAAGUCAGAGUUGGAGCUGGACCCCCAGCAGUGUGACUACCAUGUGGACAGGCAGAUACUGAACGAGCAGGCGCUGGAGGAGACGGGGCAGAGGAGCCGGAGCCCCAAGUCUUUCAGAUGCACUCCUCCCAGGUGUUCAAAAGCCAUAGCCUGGGCCACCCUACAACGCUUCCUACCCAUUCUCAGCUGGCUACCCCAAUACCCGGCACGAGAGUGGCUCCUGGGGGACCUGCUAUCUGGCCUCAGUGUGGGCAUUGUACAGCUGCCACAGGGACUGGCCUAUGCCCUCUUAGCUGGGCUGCCCCCUGUCUAUGGCCUGUAUAGCUCUUUCUACCCUGUCUUUGUCUACUUUUUAUUCGGUACCUCCCGGCACAUUUCUGUGGGGGCCUUUGCUGUUCUGUCAGUGAUGGUGGGCAGUGUGACUGAGGCCCUGGUUCCCAGUGAUUCUUUUCUGGGCCCUGGAAAUAGCUCAGUAAAUGUGUCAGCCAGAGAUGCUGCCCGUGUGGAAGUGGCCUCAGCCCUGAGCCUUCUAGUUGGUGUUUUCCAGAUAGGACUGGGCCUGAUACACUUUGGCUUCGUGGUGACAUACCUGUCAGAACCCCUGGUUCGUGGCUAUACUACGGCUGCCUCUGUCCAGGUGCUCGUGUCCCAGCUCAAGCACGUAUUUGGUCUUGAUCCUGAAGACUACUCAGGGCCCCUGUCCAUGAUCUAUAUAUUGUUGGACAUCUUAUGGAAGCUGCCAAAAAGCAAUGUGAGCACCAUUAUUGUUGCUCUUGUGGCUUCAGUUCUACUCUUGGCCAUGAAGAUGAUAAACCAAAAACUGGACAAGAAGCUACCUGUACCUCUACCAGCUGAACUCAUCAUGCUCAUUGGAGCCACAGCGAUCUCUUUUGGAGUCGGCCUGAAUCACAAGUUUGGGGUGGGCAUCGUGGGUGACAUCCCUGCAGGGCUGAUGCUUCCUCGAAUACCUGACCAUCACCUCUUUAAAAAUCUGAUGGGGAAUGCAUUUGCCAUGGCUGUGGUUGGUUUUGCUAUUGCCAUCUCCCUUGGCAAGAUCUUUGGAAUGAAGCAUGGUUAUGAGGUGGAUAACAACCAGGAACUGAUUGCUCUUGGCCUCAGUAACUUCGUUGGUGGCUUUUUCCACUGUUUUCCUAUAAGCAGCUCCAUGUCCCGGAGCUUGGUGCAAGAAGGUUCUGGGGGGAACACACAGAUUGCUGGGGCCAUAUCUUCCCUUCUCAUCCUGAUUGUCAUUGUCAAAGUGGGAGAGCUUUUCAAUCAUCUUCCCAAAGCCAUCCUGGCUGUUAUCGUCAUCAUUAACCUCAAGGGCAUGUUCCUCCAGUUCUCUGAUAUCAAAUCUCUAUGGAAGUCGAACAGGGUGGACUUGUUGAUCUGGUUGGUGACCUUUGUGGCUACCAUCUUGUUGAACCUGGACAUCGGUCUGGCUGUUGCUGUAGGCUUUGCCCUGAUCUCUGUCAUCUUCCGCACUCAGCUACCCCAUUACUCUAUCCUGGGGCAAGUGCCAGACACGGACAUUUACAGAGAUGUGACUGAAUAUAAGGAGGCCAAAGAAGUUCCAGGAGUAAAGAUUUUUAGCUGUUCAGCCACUUUGUACUUUGCCAAUGCUGAAUUCUACAGACAAGCCCUCAAGGAGAAGAUUGGUCUGGAUGUCGACUUCCUCAUCUCCAAGAAGAAGAAACUGAUCAAGAGGCAAACGUGGAAUGCAAAGAAAUUACCGAAGGGAAAAAAACAAAAGAAAAAUAAUGCCCAAAAAGUAUCCUUAGAUUCCUCAAGAUCUACUGGUGUGAACGUUAAAAUCGAUGAAAUGGAGACUGGGAAUGCCAUGGAGGAUGGUAAUGCAGCCAAGUCAGUGGUCAGUGAGAAAGGCUCCUCUGCACUCACCCUGGAGACACUGGGCCUCCCCCAGCCCAACUUCCACACCCUUAUUUUGGAUCUGGGGACUCUCAACUUUGUGGAUACCGUGUGUAUCAAGACCUUGAAGAAUAUUAUCCGUGAUUUCCAGGAGGUUGAGGUGAAUGUGUAUUUGGCCGGCUGUCAUGGCACCAUGAUCACUCAAUUUGAGUCGGGGAACUUCUUUGGAGACUCCAUUACUAAGGGCCACCUCUUCGUUUCCAUCCAUGACGCUGUCACCUUCGCCCUUAAGAAGUCAGGAUCCAGAACUGUAAAGACUGUCGUGCUCUUUAGGUGACCCCUUCCUGAAGGGCGCCCAGAGUAACUCUUGUACGACAGAUUCCUGACUUUCUCCACAGGUGAGUCUCCCAGUAAUGUAAUGCCCAUUCUGUGUGGGUACCCAACCACUUCAGGGGCAACCAGUCCCUAAGUCCACUCUUCCGGUGUGCUUGCCCUGGCCAGGCCCUCCAAAAUUUAGUGAUUCUGGGGCCAGCCAGGGCAAUAAGUGGGCCUUGCUUAUCAGAACCUGCCUUGGCACCUCAGUGCCUCCUUCCUCCACUCCUCUUCCUCAGGGCCCUGCCUUGACUCCUAGGUUCCUGGAGCUCCUGGCCCUGUCCCCUCUGGGAUCAUGCUCUUGAAGACACAUUCCACAGGCCUGGGAUGUUCAGGCUUCAUUCUCCCCUUUUUGGUCAUUAUGCUCUCACCGCAUCACUUUGUUUUGUUGUUGUCUUUCCAUUUGCGUUGUUGUAGUCAUUGUGAAUAUCGUCUUUCUGGAGCUGCACACUUGACUCUGUGUCAGUUCUUAGAAGUUGUCUCACGAUUCCUUGAAUUUAUUGCUUCUUAUGUAGUACUCUUAUUACUUUGUACCGCAGCUUAUUUGACUCACUUAGCCAUCCCCAUUUCAUGAAGGUUUACCUUAUUUCUGUUUAUUUGCUACUACAAAAGUGGUCUUAUAAACUUUUGGCAUGUGUGGUACCUUCCAGUUUUUCACUUUCUUGGGGUAUGUGCUGGGUCAAACAGUAUGAACAUCUUAGUCACUUUCUUAAUUAUUGUAAUAGCAAAUAACAGUUAACAUUUACAUUUUUGCAUUGAGGUUUGCAAAGCAUUUUACAAUUAUGAUCUCAUUUGAUUGUCAUAGCAACUUUGGGAGAUAGGUGCUAUUCUUUGCCCCAUUUCACAUGAGGUAAUGGAAGCAGGCAGAGGUUAAGUGACUUGGUCAGGAUCACACAGUGUCUGAGGCAGGAUUUGAACUCAGGAUGAUCCUGGCUCCAAAUCCAACACACUAUGCCAUCUCCCUGCCAAAAUUUAUUCCCAGCAUGAUUGAACUGAUUCACAGCUCCAGCCAUGAUGCAUUAGUGUUCCUCUUCCACCAUUGACUGUUCCCAUGUUUUGUCAUCUUUGCCAAAUUUCUGGGUGUGAGAUAAAACCUCAGAUUUGUUUGUAUUUGAAUUUCUCUUAUUAGUGAUUUGGAGCAAACCUGUAUGGUUGUGAAUAGUUUGAAUUUUUUCUUUUGAGAACUAUUUGUUUGUGUCCCUGGACCACUUACUUAUCUAUUAGGAAAUAAUUCUUGCUCAAACAUUUGUUCUAGUUCCCUAUAAAUGUUGAGCCUAUACUUAGAUAUUUGAUUCAAAUUUUUUUCCCAGUUGACUGCUUCCCUUUUUCUAGUUGAUUUUAUUAGUUCAAGAACUCUGUAAUUUCAUGUUAUUGAAAUCAUUCGUUUAGUCUUUUGUGAUUAUUUCUAUUAUUUGGUUAGUGACUUCCUAUUGCCUUGCAUAGUUGUGAAAGGUACCUGAUGGAAUUCUCUUCACAUUUUUCCUCAUGCUAUGACCCCUAACAUUUAGAUUACAUACUCAUUUUCAGCUUAUUGUAGUGUAUAUUUUAAGAUGUUGGUCUAAACCUUUUUUCUCCCAGGGUUUUUCCCCCCAAUAUUUAUUAUUUAUUAUUU